CCUUCUUCUUCUUUUUUGAAUGAAUUGUGAAAGUCUCAACAAACCCUUCUUCACUCUCCCCACACCCCUAAAGCAACUCACAACAAAGAAGAUAGAGCAUCUUCAAACACAAAACAAAGAAAUCUCGAGAGUACUUUCAGAAGCAAAUAAAAAUCAUUUCGAUGGCGAUUAAAAUCCGGACUACCAAGCUAACACAAACGGCUAUGAUAAAGCAAAUCUUAAAGAGAUGCUCAAGUUUGGGGAAGAAACAGAGCAGUGAAUAUAACGACGAACAGGAAAUGGAUGGAGAAUCUCUUCCUCUAGAUGUGCCCAAAGGUCAUUUCGUGGUCUACGUAGGGAAGACUCGGGUCAGGUACGUAUUGCCCAUUUCAUUUUUGACCCGACCCGAGUUUCAGAUUCUUUUACAACAAGCUGAGGAAGAGUUUGGCUUCGAUCACGGCAUGGGCCUCACUAUUCCAUGUGACGAAGUAGCUUUCAGAUCUCUCGUCGCAACCAUGCACUGAUCAACAGAUAAUCUAGGGUUUUUGUUUUUUUGGUUUUGAAUUAGUCUUGUUUGAGGAAUAAGCUUUGUUAAUCAGCUUUUAACUUUUAGCUAUUCUGGG
Eruca vesicaria subsp. sativa (arugula) is the source of this 602-nucleotide messenger RNA. NCBI's taxonomy places the organism in Eukaryota, Viridiplantae, Streptophyta, Magnoliopsida, Brassicales, Brassicaceae. The record is from the annotation of a GenBank genome assembly.